This is a messenger RNA of Plectropomus leopardus (leopard coralgrouper), 758 nucleotides long. It is a transcript of the gene txnb, whose product is annotated as thioredoxin b. Gene Ontology annotation, molecular function: protein-disulfide reductase activity. The record is from RefSeq and is a predicted model, not a curated record. Lineage: Eukaryota; Metazoa; Chordata; Actinopteri; Perciformes; Serranidae.
GCGCAGUGUCUUCUGGAGAAAAGGGAUUCCCAAAUUUAUCCGCUCGUUGUUCACCUCGAGACACAUUCACAGCCAUCAUGACUCGCGUUAAGGAAGUGGAGUCUUUGGAAGCCUUCAAGAAAGAACUGAAGGACGCUGGAAGCAACCUGGUGGUGGUGGACUUCACAGCCACCUGGUGUGGCCCCUGUAAACAGAUAAGCCCUGUUUUUGAGAGCCUGUCGGGAUUGCCUGAGAACAAGAACGUGGUCUUCCUCAAGGUGGACGUGGAUGAGGCUGAGGAUAUUUGUCAGGCCUUUGAGGUUAGAAGCAUGCCCACAUUCAUUUUUUUCAAGAAUGAAGCGCAGGUGCACCGCUUCUCUGGUAAUGACCAAGGUCAACUGAAAGAAAAAGUGCAACAGUUGAGAACAUAAAGUCCCACCAACUAAUCCACAGACACCCUCAUUGUACAAACCACAGUAGCCACUUUGCCUUCAAAGAAAUCCCAGCACCAUGUUGUGUAAAGUAACGAUCAGUUCUUCUAUACCACACAAGAAAUAGUUAUCUUUUCCACUCAUCACGUAUUGCUAAAAAACUCUAGUCCUGUCAGUUCUUUGUAUGUAUUGACUGUUUUAACUAGUUGAAAUUUGAUUAAAAUCUGAUGAUCACUCUUUAUUCACUUUUGUAUGAGAAAUUUACUUCACUCCUGACUAGUUCCUAAACGGUCUUUGCAUGUUGUGUUCAAUAAGGUGGAUUUAAUAAAUAAAGAUGAGCUACAGAAA